AUGGGUUCACAUGAAAAACACAGCUCGCGUAGUAGCCGGGAUAAAAUUGAUUCAAAAAGACAUCGUUCUCCAAAACGCGAAAAAAUUCGUCGUGAUCGAAGUCACUCACCACGGGAUAAGAGAACAAAGGAACGCAGCAGAUCACCUAGGAAAAGAGACCGAAGUCGUUCUCGAGAUCGAUCUGAUCGCGAUGGUAAAAAGGACAAGAAAAGGGAUAAAGAUUUAGAUUUGGGUGAAAUCGUUGCCAUGACAGACAAGAAUGAAGCUGAAAGGAAAUUAGAAAUCGAAAUGCAAAAGCGUCGUGAAAGAAUCGAAAAAUGGCGUUUGGAACGGAAAAAAGGGGAGAUAACAAGUAAUGAAAGUAUUUCGAAAAUAGGGGAACGGCAACAACAGGAGAAGAAAUGGACACUGGAUAACGAAGAAGAAGACGAAGAAAGUACACCACAGGAAAUUGAAAAAAAAGAGUCAGAGGAUGACGAUGAAGUUGAUCCAUUGGAUGCAUUCAUGUCUGAAGUCAGUAAGGAAGUUCGAGCUUCUAAAUACGGGCUGGAGCAGAAUAAUGAAGGAAAAGCCCGCAUAGUUGUGAUCAAGUCAGAUGCAAAUUUAGAGCCAAAAAAAGGUGAAAUCAUCGAAGCAGAAGACGAAAUAGAGCCAGUUAUUGACGACUUCGAUAUUGAGAAAGCAGCUUCAUCAUUGAUUGCGAAAGGAAGGCAACUACCACAGACUGACCAUUCUAAGGUGUACUACCGUCCUUUUCGUAAGAAUUUUUAUGUGGAAACUGCUGAACUGGCGAAAAUAACGAAGAAAGAAGUUGACGAAUAUCGAGAAGAACUCGAUAUACGCGUAAGGGGUAAAAAUUGUCCAAAACCUAUCAGAUCAUGGGCACAGUGUGGCGUCGAGUGGAAAAUUUUGAGUACUUUAAAGAAGUUGGAAUAUAAGAAACCGACACCAAUCCAAUGUCAAGCAAUUCCGGCAAUAAUUAGUGGCCGUGAUGUUAUUGGUAUUGCUAAAACUGGUAGUGGUAAAACACUUGCUUUCUUGCUUCCUAUGUUUAGACACAUAUUAGAUCAACCAGAAUUGGAAGAAAUGGAUGGUCCCAUUGCCGUAAUAAUGUCACCGACAAGGGAGCUUGCAAUGCAGACAUGGAAGGAAGCGAGUAAAUUCGCGAAACAGCUGAAUGUUCGUGUUGCAUGUGUUUAUGGUGGUGUCGGAAUAUCUGAUCAAAUAGGGGAUUUGAAACGUGGAGCUGAAGUUGUUGUGUGUACUGUUGGGCGUCUUACGGAUAUGCUCGCUGCAAAUAAAGGCAAAGUAACAAAUUUGCGACGGGUAACAUAUCUGGUACUUGAUGAGGCAGACAGAAUGUUCGAUAUGGGAUUUGAGCCACAAGUGAUGAAAAUUGUGAAUAAUAUACGACCCGAUAGACAGACGGUUUUGUUCUCUGCAACCUUUCCGCGACAAAUGGAAGCACUUGCAAGGAAGAUUUUGGAUAAACCGAUUGAAAUAAUGGUAGGAGGUAAAAGCGUCGUUUGUGACGAUGUCAAUCAAAAUGUUGUAAUUCUGGAGGAACACCAAAAAAUGCUAAAACUUUUGGAAUUACUCGGUGUCUAUUGGGAAAACGGAAAUGUUUUGGUGUUUGUUGACAAACAAGAGAAAGCAGAUGAUCUCGUCGCACAACUAAUGCGUAGUGGCUAUAAUUGUGCUCCAUUACAUGGUGGUAUUGAUCAAUUCGAUCGUGACUCAACAAUCCUUGACUAUAAGGCUGGAAAAAUUAAACUGCUAGUAGCAACAUCAGUGGCUGCACGUGGAUUAGAUAUCAAGAAACUGAUCCUUGUAGUCAAUUAUGAUUGUCCAAAUCAUUAUGAGGACUAUGUGCAUCGUGUUGGUAGAACGGGAAGAGCAGGCAAUAAAGGAUAUGCUUACACUUUCAUCUUACCAACCGGACAGGAACGCAUGGCAGGCGAAGUAUGUCGCGCUUUCGAAACAGCUGGGAAGGAGCCACCAGAACAGCUGAAAAAAAUGUGGGAAGACUAUAAAGCACAUAUGGCAGCAGAGGGGAAAACGGUCUAUAUCGGGGGUUGUGGAUUUUCUGGGAGUGGUUACAAGUAUGAUCAGGCCGAAGAUGAGAAAGAAGCGACGCGGAGAAAAGUUACACGUUUAAUGCAUGGCAUGGAAAAUGCUGUGGAUGAUGAUGAUGAUGAUGAGAUAGAGCAGCAGCUUAGUAGUAUGAUGAAGGGCAGAAGACGUAUUGUCGAGGGUCAUACUUUUGGUAGUACAACUUCUGGCUCAGGGGUUGCUGGUGACAAAUUAGAAAAAGCUCGAGCAAUGGCGGCAAAAAUUGCUGAAGCAAAGCAACUUGGAGUUACCGUACCAGUCGAAAAGGACGCAGCUUCUUUGACAGCAGAGGCUGUCAUGCGUGGUAAUGAUGCGGUACCGAUAGCAUUAUCGGCAAAGUCGAUAGCGAAGCAAAAAGCAGAGCAGUUAAAUGAACGCUUAAAUUAUAUUCCAUCAGAGUUAAUCCCAGGAGUCGAGACAGAAACAGAAUUGCAAUACUUUGAAGAGGAAAUUGAAAUUAAUGAUUUCCCGCAGCAAAUUCGUUAUAAAAUAUGUUCCAGGGACAGCUUAGCUCAGGUGCAAGAAUAUGCUGACGUAGGAAUUUCCGUGAAAGGAUCCUAUUAUCCAGGUAAUAAGGAGCCAAAAGAUGGUGAGAGAAAGCUUUUCCUAUUUUUGGAAGCACGGUCUGAGCUUGCGUUACGUCGUGCGCGUGAAGAAAUUUUAAGAAUUAUGAAGGAUACAGUGCGACAAAUGGCACAAACAGGUGCACGAAAUGCUUCAACAGCAGGAAGAUACAAAGUUUUUUGA
This is a messenger RNA of Brugia pahangi, 2859 nucleotides long. The record is from the annotation of a GenBank genome assembly. Lineage: Eukaryota; Metazoa; Nematoda; Chromadorea; Rhabditida; Onchocercidae.